Lasiodiplodia theobromae is the source of this 1236-nucleotide messenger RNA. Its product is annotated as ABC transporter protein. The coding region runs from base 1 to 1236 and encodes 411 amino acids. The transcript has 2 exons. NCBI's taxonomy places the organism in Eukaryota, Fungi, Ascomycota, Dothideomycetes, Botryosphaeriales, Botryosphaeriaceae. The record is from RefSeq and is a predicted model, not a curated record.
AUGGGCAAACCAACCCCCGCCCCUGCUUAUCGCGAUGAAGACGCCGUUUCAAUGCACACCACUCGCGGCGACUACGAGUACGAUGAUGUGCCCCAAAUCGCCGACCAGCCGCCCACCUACACCGACAGCGUGAAUGGCGAGGGUUCUGCUGCUCUUCCCCCCAACUCGUUCCCUACUCCUGGCAGCAACGUUCCAAAUGUUGCAGAUGACUACGCCGUUAUCGAGCGCAACGGCCGUGCCUAUGCGUUCGGCAAGCCCAUCAACCAGCACGCCAUAACCAUUCGCAUGGAUGAGCGUCUUACCGAUCCCGAUAAUUUGUACAAGUAUGUCACCGACUACCUGCGCCUGCUGCCGCCGCGCCCGGUGGUGCAGAUCCACGGCUACCACACUCAGACGGUGCGCCGAGGCGACAAGCGCGAGAAGAAGCAGGUCGUCGACUUCGACGUCCUGCUUAGCCUGCAGCAUUUCCUGGGAAAGCCGCUCGACCCCACCUGGUGGGAUGCUCGCACCGUUGAGAACGGUGAGCCUGCCCUGCGCGGCGGCUUCCGCAAGACGCGCGCGAAGGGCUACCAGCGUGAGCUCGAGGUUGGCGAGACGAAGCCGGACUUACAAGAAUGGUGCAAGGAGUACUGCGCCUCUCCCUCCAAACUGAAAAUCUUCCGUGUCUCCCGCACCAUCUCCGGCCUCGAUGAGGCCCUGAUCCGCCAACGCAUCGAAGCCCUGAUUCGCUCGACGAACUACCGCGGACACAUCUUGAUCUCUUUCCCGCUUGAGGAUCGCGCCGUAGACAUCUACUCGCCGCACGCCGUCAACCGCUGGCGCACUACGACCUGGAUCCGCUGGUUCUUCUACCUCACCUUUCUCUGGCUCUUCACUUGGCCUCUUCUGUACUUCCUCACCCGCCGCUGGUCCGUCUACACUGUCAACUGGGCCUUCUCCCUGGGCCCUGCGCCCAACGACCCGCACGGUCGCAAACGCUACGCAACCUUGAGCGAGGAGCAGUGGUUCGCCAAGCAUCGCCACUUGAUCAAGAGGCUGGUACUCGACGGUCACCAAGGCGAUGCAAGCCAGUUCGAUCUGGAAGAUGAACUGGAGGAUGGCAGGAAUGCGAGAUUUGAGUCUGGCAAUGCACAUGUGAACCAGGCGGUUGGUCUUGUGCAGGCAGGACUGGCAGGUUGGAAUGCAGUCCAGAGAGGCUUGGGCGGCGAUCCGGAUGGAUGGGGCGGGGAUUGCUAA